Messenger RNA from Mollisia scopiformis, 1782 nucleotides. RefSeq names its product HET-domain-containing protein. NCBI's taxonomy places the organism in Eukaryota, Fungi, Ascomycota, Leotiomycetes, Helotiales, Mollisiaceae. The coding region runs from base 1 to 1782 and encodes 593 amino acids. The transcript has 2 exons. The record is from RefSeq and is a predicted model, not a curated record.
AUGUAUGGUUCAGAGAGCACGAACUAUGGCUUCUGGAAAAGUAAUGUUGGGGAAGGGAUUACCUUCGAAUACUACUAUCCCACACCCACAGUUAUAGAGAAACCGUACUUGACUAUUGCAGUUCUACUUAAACCAUUCGACGCAAUUCCAUCUUCACCAAUCAAAGAGCUGCUUUCUUACAGAUCAUCCAACAGCACUGAGAGGAGUAAUGAGCUUGCAAACUUGUGGAUUCGCACUUGCAAUGAGACUCAUACUUAUUGCAAACGUUCUUUGGCCCCACUGGAGACCAGGGUCUUGCCAGCACGCUUGCUCGAAAUAGGAUCUAGAUCUGGACCAGAACUCAAGCCCAGACUCAUUCUCACGAACAGCCUUCCAAGAGAUACCAAAUACAUGACUCUCUCCCACUGUUGGGGAGACUACCAACCUUUGACUCUGACCUCUUCAAAUUCUGAAGGAUUCUUAGAUUCGAUACCAUGGGAAAGCGUGCCCAAAACCUUUCAAGAUACAAUGUUGAUUGCUUCGCAGAUCGGUGUAAAGUACGUCUGGAUUGACAGCCUCUGCAUUAUCCAGGAUUCCGACGAGGACUGGCAGGAACAAGCAGCCAUCAUGGGCGACAUAUAUCAGAACUCCCAUUGCAACAUAGCCGCAGCUGUAGCCAAGGAUGCACGAGAUGGCUGUUUCGUGAAGAGACCGCAGACUGCCUUUCGCUCCUGCAAGAUCAAAGCCCGGUGGCGUGGUAGGUCAAGCCAAGUGUACUUUUGUUGUAGCUUCAAAGGUUCGGAUGAGACUUGGGAUGGUCCGCUUCACAAGCGAGCUUGGGUACUCCAGGAAAUGGUCUUGGCUCCCAGGGCACUUCACUUUGCAAAACAGAUCUGGUGGAAAUGUCUUGAGUUGGAAGCAUCCGAAACAUUCCCUUACGGAGUACCAGACAACAAAGGCAUAAGCAACCGGUCAGGUCUGGAUGUUUACUCGGUGCGACAGAACAUCCUGAGAGCCGGCUCUGAGAAGUUCCAACGUUUCGAAUUAUGGGAGAAACUUGCUUUUCGAUACUCCGAGUGCGCAUUAUCGAGACCAAAGACAGACAAGCUUGUCGCUAUAUCCAGUAUUGCGAGGAAGUUGGUUGGCAACGGAGACGACUAUAUUGCGGGCCUGUGGAAAGAGAACUUAGCUGAACAGCUGACUUGGCACAUUGAUCUGGACCAGCCUGAGAUGAUGCCUCCGAACACCGGCUUUCCUUCGUGGUCCUGGGCCGCCGUAAAUAGAAGAACUUGGAUCGAAGUCCCCCACGAGUACGACGAGGGUCAGAUCACGAUUACUGUGCGAAUUCUGGAAAUGCAUGCAACAUUGCAAGGCGCUGACCCGUUUGGAAACAUUGAGCCAGGUGCAUUUCUUCGUCUCGAAGGUCCGUUAGUGAAGACAACUAUCCGACCAUACGAUAAUGGGUACCACCACAGCUUUGAAUGGUUGCUAGGAAACAGCGUGGCAGAUGUAUAUCCUGAUCAUGGGAAGUAUACUGAAGGUCAAACUGUAUUCUGCUUGUUGAUCAGGGUUGGUGAAAUUCGGAGGGUGGAUACGGGCAUCGUGCUUGAGCGAGAUGAAGCAGUACCCGGACGGUAUCGGCGAAGUGGGUUUUUUCGUGCUUACGAUGGCUAUAAGGGAGAUAAAUGGUUGCAGUACUUCAAUCUGAUGCGUCGCGAUUCGCUGAGGAGUGAUGAAUAUGAAGAAGCACUGGGUGUUGACCCGACCUUAGGUCUUCCGUUCUAUAGGAUUAGUAUUGUAUAA